CAGGCGCGGAGCUCUGAGGAAGAGGAGAGGAUGGAGGAGAGAAAAUGGCAAUGACAGUUUUGUAGGGCAGGCUUUUGCUAAGAGGUGGGGAACGCAAGUGAAGGAAAGAGACAAACGGAAAGUUAUAGGCAAAAAGAAAGUGAGAAUAAAGAGAAGGGUAACGGUGAGAAGAAGUAAAGAGAAGAGACAUAAGGAAAGGAGUUACAGGGAAAAAGAGAGCAACAGAAGCAACACUAGGUUGACGGGUCAUCAUGACGACAGAGGUGGGCUCUGAGACAGAGGUGAAGGAGAAAGCCGAGGAGUCAGCCGCUCAGCCGGACCAAUCAGAGAAGGCCAGGGAAGAAACCCAGGAAGUAGCGAACGCUGAGGGAGAGGAGAAGGAGAAAGAGAAGGAGAAAGAGGGGAAAGAGGGAAAAGGAAUAUCUCGAUACCUGCCAACAUGGCUUAAGAAGCAGAAGUCUCUCCAGACCUCCCCAACCAAGGAGGUCUCAUCCACAGAGGAAGCCGUUAACAAGGUGACACAGGAAGAAGAGGGGCCUGCCCCAGAAGUGAACGGUCACGCAGAGGAAGUGGAAGAGAAAGAGGCAGUGAAGUCUGAGCAAGUGAAGGAAAAAGAAGCAGAAUCUCAUUCCAACGCCAGCGCAGACACUGAGCCUGCCAAGGAAGAGAAGGUGGAAGAGAGUGCUGAGAAAAGUCCUGAGGUGACAACAGAGGGAGAAGGAGCAGAGGAGCAGAAGAAGGAGCAGGAAGGAGAGGUGGAAGGUGUAGAGGAGGGAGGAGGAGGAGAAGGCCAGACCUCAAUUUUCCAGUCUCCUCUUCGCUUGGUUAGGAAGACCAAGAUGAAGCUGGUGGUGUGUCACGUGAACCUCCUGGACGGGACUGACUUCAGCUGUGAGGUGGAGAAACGUGCUAAGGGUCAGUACUUAUUCUUCAAGGUGUGUGAGCACCUCAAUCUACUGGAGAAAGACUACUUUGGUCUGACGUACACAGACAGCCAUGAACAAACGUGUUGGUUGGAUCCCACGAAGGAAAUCAAGAGACAGAUACGCAGUAACAACUGGCAGUUUGCAUUCAAUGUCAAGUUCUACCCUCCAGACCCCUCACUGCUCACUGAAGACAUUACCAGGUACCUGUUGUGUCUGCAGCUUCGUGAAGAUGUGGCUUCUGGACGACUGCCCUGCUCAUUUGUUACUCACGCUCUGCUGGGGUCAUACACACUGCAGGCAGAAUUUGGCGACUAUGAACCCGACCAGCCUCGGCCUCAUGACUACAUUAGUCAGCGGACCUUUGCGCCGAAUCAGAACAAAGAGAUGGAGGAGAAGAUUCUUGAACUCCACAAGUCUCACAGGGGAAUGACACCAGCACAAGCCGACACCCAGUUUCUAGAAAAUGCCAAGAAACUGUCCAUGUAUGGGGUGGACCUGCACCAUGCUAAGGAUUCUGAGGGCGUGGACAUCAUGCUAGGUGUGUGUGCCAAUGGACUCCUGGUUUACAAAGACAGGCUCCGGAUAAAUCGUUUUGCUUGGCCCAAAAUACUCAAGAUUUCAUACAAAAGGAACAACUUCUACAUUAAGAUCCGACCAGGAGAGACGGAGCAGUUUGAGAGCACGGUGGGAUUCAAACUCCAGAAUCAUAGAUCUGCCAAAAGACUGUGGAAAGUCUGUGUGGAGAAUCACAGUUUCUUCAGGUUAAACGCACCAGAACCUCCCACCAAGGCCCGCUUCUUGACUCUGGGCUCUAAGUUCCGUUACAGCGGGCGAACCCAGGCCCAGACCCGUGUGGCCAGCUCCCUCAUAGACCGACCUGCACCCAACUUUGAACGCACCUCGUCCAAACGUAUCAGCCGCAGUCUGGAUGGAGCACCGGUGAUCAGCAUAACUGAGGCCGGCAGGGACACAGCUGAGAACGGACGUGAGCUCCACUCUGACUCUAAGGUUAAGGAGGCGGACUUAAGCCCUGGUGAUGCGGAAGCCACGCCCACCCAGCAGUCUCUCGGAGCCAGUGAGCUUGCCCCCUCUCAGAGUCCAAUGAGAGUGCAUGGGGACAAUAUUUAUGUGAGGCACAGUAAUUUAAUGUUGGAGGACCAUGAUAAGACCCAAGAAGAAGUUCUGAAACAUCAAGCUAGCAUUAGCCAGCUAAAACGCUCCUUUAUGGAGGCGCCACCUCCCUCUCCUCCUCAGCCCAACCAGUGGGAGAAACGUCUCACCUCCUCUCCCGCUACAACGAUACGUAUUCAACAGCAACAAGUGAGCCUUGAAGAGGAGAUAGCUUCUGUACUUUUCAGUAGACACUCUGCCACUGGCUUUUGUUCGGCUGCUACGUUUGCCUGCAGUAUUCCUGAACCAACACUAGAUGCUGUUAUAACCACAUGCUCCUCUACUUCCACUGCUGUCUGCAGUCCUGCUGUACCGCAUGGGCUCCUUAUUUCCCCAACUGCUACUCUCUCUGCAACUGAGGUGAAUGAGCCCCAGACAGAAGCAGCCACCGAUGAUAACGCGAUCUCUGAUACCAAAGAACCUGCAAAGACAACCGAAGUUGAAAUUGAAGAAACCGUUGUCGUCCAAGAGGUUUCCAAAGCACCCAAACCUGGACUUGUCACAGUUACAAUCAGCUCCCCUGUAGAGCAGGAAACAAGGGAGCAGGAAGUGAAAGUCGAAGAGAAAGUAGAGGUGGCAGAGGAAGCAAAAGCAGCAAAGCAAGAGAGCAUCUCAUCUGAGAGUGAGAGUGAAGAAGAAGCGGAGUACCAUCCAAAUGUCUCCAUAUCCAUCUCUCACACACAAAUACCAGAAGAGAAAGAAGAAGAUGAAGAGAAGGAAAAGAAAGAGGAUAAGACGGUGGAGCAUGACGCGCCUGCUACAGAAGCUCCUUCUCUUCCAGCUGAAAUCAGCCAACCCAUAGAGGCAACCAUUCAAGAGGGAGAGGAGUCUAGGAAAGUGGAUGCAGGGGCAGACAAGAAGAACGCAGAGGAGCAGAAUGAUGGCGAAAGGGAGACGGAGGAAAGCACCGAUGAUCCGAUGAUAACACCCGAUGAAGCUCCUAAUGGUUUCACCCUGCCUGAGGAAAGCGUGACUGGGAUGGCUCCCCCUGAAGAGGAAGAGCCUAAAAUGAACGGAGAGGCCUCUUUGGUUGAAGCAGAACCACGGCCGCAGGUUAUUUGUUGCUCUGAGCCACCUGUGGUAAAGACAGAAAUGGUGACUAUAUCAGACACGUUUGCAGCCCAGAAAACUGAGAUAGCCACAAAAGAAGUUCCCAUCGUACAUACGGAAACCAAGACCAUCACAUACGAAGCCGCACAGUUGGAUGGUAAUGGUGAUGGCGAACCUGGAGUGUUGAUGACUGCUCAGACAAUCACCUCUGAAUCUCUGUGUACUACUACAACCACACACAUUACCAAGACGUUAAAAGGUGGCCUAUCGGAGACGAGGAUUGAGAAACGCAUCGUCAUUACUGGCGACUGUGACAUCGACCACGAUGAGGCUCUGGCCCAGGCCAUUAAGGAGGCCAAAGAGCAACAUCCUGACAUGUCUGUUACCAGAGUGGUGGUUCAUAAAGAAACUGAACUGGCUGAGGAGGAGGAUUGACUGAACUCAGAGCUGAAGGGCCCAUCGUGACUGUUUUCUCUUUUGACGUUGAACGACCUCCAUCACCCUACGACGACCAACCUAGACUGACUGAAGAGGAGGAGAAGGAGGAGAAAUGGAGCUGAAAAACAGGAGGGGAAAGGGUAGACGAAUGGAGAGAAGUUGCCAAUCUCUUCCCAGUCGGCCUCUCUCACAUGUCUGUGGUGCAUCUAAAUCCCUCACUCCAAAACCAUGAAAAAGAAAAAUAAUAUCCUCACUCUUUUCUGAGGGAACAAAAAAGAACCACUUUGUUAGCUUAACAAUUGUAGCGUGUUUUUAUUUUUAAUAGUACUUUUUUUUUUUCUUUAACUGUUUGUUUUACAAAAAGAGACAAGAUAGUAUCUGUCAUGCAUUGCAAAAAUAAAAGCUGUAGGGAUGCACUGAAAACCAAUCCUGAUGAGAUACAAUGCUAAAAAAGGAUUAUUGUAUCAUUCUACUGAUUAUUUCACCAGUAAAAGUGACCUUCAGUUACACUGAAAAGUCAAAGCAAAUACUGCUUCUCUUCAUACGUAAAAAGAUACGGUCGAUUUCUCAUACAGAAGGUUUCUCUUAAGUGACUAAAAUGACACUGAAAUGUUGUACUUGGAAUUGGUAUCUGCAGUAGAAAAGCGGUAUUGGUGCAUUCCUAAAACAACAAAAAAAAGAAGUAAUUUAUUAAAUUACAGCUCCCUCCCUCAGUUCAUUAUGAUUUAAAUGGAGAGUAACAUAUAACACAGUAAUUUCAACAUUUUUACAGUAACAAGCAGCACUGCAGGAAACCGGGAGACACUUCUGACCUUCACAGUCGGAUGAAUGGUGGAGCCAGCUGUGUCACAUUAUCACAUUUUGUUACUAAUGAUUACAGAAAACAGGGAGCUGUAACUUAAAAUAUUGCAGUAAGAAAGCAAUCAACCAGGUUUAUGAAUUUUUAUGAUUCUGUCUUUUUUUUCUCUGUAAGUAUAGUUAAUAUUCAUCCACAUUCCUUGUGUGUGACUAGCGGCUGAGUGAGUUUCAUGUUCAGUUCAAUUCACUUUUUACUCUAAGAAGAGAAGGCAUUUUACUAUUUACAGUAGGUGGGGAUGAAAGGAAUCUUAAUGGGGUCAGUGACAUUAAUUAAGCUCCAGAAGCCAAAUGAUGCAGGUGGAAUUAAUUCCUUGUGAUAUAUUUGUAGCUUUUACUGUAUUUUGAGUUUUUACUACAUGGAAAUUGAACUGAAAAUGAACUGACUUUAAAGUUGAUGUAUACAACUUUCUGUACAGUAAAAAUGAAGGUUAUUAGAUGGGAGCAGUAAUGCGGCUUUUCAUUAGCUAAACGCUCUCCCUGGGCCCGCCCACUGUAUGACACUAGCCAUUCCUAUUGGGCCACAGGGAAGCAAGGGAGCAGACUUUUUGAUUGGGAGAGAAGACCAGUAAACUGAAUGAUAAUUGGGAGACAGAGGUGGCGCUCUGCGGUGCCAACUAACAACUUUGGAGUGAAAAAGGUUUUGAACAUUGAUGCUUGUUGGCCUUAAUAUACGGCAUGGGCAAGUUUCACUCCUUUAAUUUUACAUCCUGCAGUCAGUUAAAGACGUUUUAAUAUUCUGAGGACAAUGCUAUUGAAAAAAGAGUUGUGUUACAACCAGCACAGGUACCAGAAUAAGGACAUACAGUCGGAAACAGCUUGAAACCAGAAUUCAGAUUAAUGGAAUUUCUUCCAGUUUGCUAACUCUGCAUCAGCCUGUGUGUCGUCGUAGUUCAGCUUCGUUUCAUUUCCAGACUAGAUGAUACAGACGAAACCUGCUAGAUAUGACGAGAUCUGGGAUUAAAUUCAGCAUGUCUUCACACAGUUUUAUCUUGGAAGAGUAUUUUGAGCGAGUCUAGAUAGAAGGCUACUGUGUUGAUUGGUUUGAGAGUGUGUAGAUAACAGAUAAUCUCGGCUCAUACAGUACGUCUAGAGAAGGUUGUCUCUGGUCUUAUGCUGGCUGUGUUGCAACUGUUUCAACGCCACCAAAUAUUCUUCGGCAUUACCACACAAAAAACAUAAAACUCUGAAUCUGACAGUACACUACAAACCGACAUUGAAACAGUUACAACAUAACGGUAAAAUGCAGCUUAAAGGGAAGUGUAUCCGAGGGUUUGAAGUGCUCUUGAAACCCCUAAAGGACAUAAUGUUUUAUUCAUUUUCUGUGUUUACCCAAAUGUUCAGCAGAACUCCACAAAAAUGUGACUGUGUGUAAAUAUCGGUGGCAUUAGAUGGAUUAGAUCAAGGUGUUUGGUCUAAUGCAUUUAGUUGACACAGAAAACAAAACAAAAAACACCUAUUACUGGAAAUUCAACUGAUUGUAAGCAAAGAAGUGCCACAGAUGAAUAUAAAAACAUUCCACCUGUACCUGCCUAGAUUAGUCUGAUCCCUCCAGUAUGACUGAAGUCAACAGAAUGAUUUAUAGAAGGAGCGAUGAUGACUGUCUAGGCUUUUUUUUAUUGGGAAACACUGGUCUGACCUCUACUAUGCAGAUAAAUUACAUUCCAGAUGAGGGGGAAGCUUUAACCUCUAACCCUCUUGCAAAGAGACAAAGCAGGACAAAAAAAAAAAAGCAUUUAAAAAAUACAAACCGUGCACGACUAGGCAGCUUUGGAGGCUUUCGCUGUUCCAAAAAAACGUAAUACAAUCUUUUAAAAAGCAUCGGUUAUAUCACAACAGCUAUAUUUGUAGAUUUGCUCAGAAUUUGUUGUCUUUUCUCUGUGAUCUAGUUGUUGAAAGGCAGGAUUUAUUGUGUGCCCUGUUGCAUAUUUUAAUAUUGUCACAGUGUUUUUUGACAUUGAUGGAUCACCACUACAAAUCAAAAUUUCUGCCACCAUUUUCUUUUUUUGUACUUGUAUCCCCCAGGUGUAACCUCUUCCCGGGGGCUCUGGGCUCUGUUUUAACCAAUCACAGGAGCUUUGGGGGGACUGCAAGGUCUGGUUUUCCAAAAAAAAAUAUUUAUUUGAGUUUACUCAAUCACAAAUUAUAUGUCUUGCCAUCAGCAACUUUUAAGAAAAUAACCCCAGCACAAACAGAGUUGGAUUGUUGUUCUGUGGUUACCACGACAACUCCAUAAUGUACUCAUAGCAACUGAUGAUGAUUCUACGCCAGCGGAGUUUAAAACUGUCAGGGAUCUCAACAUGGCAACAUUAUGGAGGGCAGCAGUACACAGAAAAAGCAACAAAUUAAAUAAAAAUACUGCCAUUAGAUUCAAUCUAAUUCAUACAGUAACAUCUCUUUCUAUAUGAGGCUGAUGAGAUUAUAAUUGGACUACAUGCGUUACAGUUGUAUCUCAGGCUUUGUACCACACUUGGGACAUAUUUGGAAUUAAUACCAGCACAAUUUUGUAUUUUAAUGUUUAAAAAUUCACUUGCAACAGAACUUUGUAAACAGCUUUUGGAAAACCAGCCACAGCUGCCUCAUCGUUCCCUCCACCAAUGAUCACCAGUAGGGUUUUUCUAUCUAGCAGCUUAAUUGUCUUGUGUCUCCCCACACGCAGCCACUCCUCCCCUGUGUAACACUGUUUAAAUAAAGGAUUGUUAUACUCUGAAA
Messenger RNA from Dicentrarchus labrax (European seabass), 7151 nucleotides. RefSeq names its product erythrocyte membrane protein band 4.1 like 2 (gene epb41l2). NCBI's taxonomy places the organism in Eukaryota, Metazoa, Chordata, Actinopteri, Moronidae. The transcript has 26 exons. Gene Ontology annotation, biological process: cortical actin cytoskeleton organization. Gene Ontology annotation, cellular component: cytoskeleton; plasma membrane. Gene Ontology annotation, molecular function: structural molecule activity; actin binding. Bases 252 to 3581 code for a protein of 1109 amino acids. The record is from RefSeq and is a predicted model, not a curated record.